AUGGUGGCGCGGAAAUGGUUCCUGCUCGUGGGCGGGAACGGCAAGGAUCUCACAUCGACGACUUCUGUUGGUGUGGAUGUUGAAGAUGUGGAUACGUUGCGGGAUGCGGUAAAGGAGAAGUUCAGAGACAGUCACCUCGCAGGGAUUGCUGCGUCCGAUCUCACAGUCUUUGCGAACCGGGCCGAGUACGAUGCGAAGCGAAGCGUGCUGCUGCCCCAGUCGGGGUCCCCAGUGACGGCGUAUGGGAAUAAUGAAGAGAAUGCGCUCAUUGUGCAAGUGCCGACGCAGCGUCAAGUGGUGGUGCCGACGGAAUCGCAGAAAUCGUUCGUUUGGAAGGAGCCAAAGUCGUUGGUCGCAACGACUGGUGCGAAUUGGGAUUUCCAGAAUUCAUUGGAUCUCGGCAACCUAGCAUCUGCUAUCGGUCGUCAUUAUCAAGCUUGGAGAGAUGGAAAGACGGACAAGCGAAGUCAUCCGCUAUUCGUGUGCUUAGAUGGCCCCGGAACUGGAAAGUCGAGAUUGCUUGACGAAUUUCCGAAAAUCUUGCAGCAGGAAAUCUUUCGCGAUGAGACACAAGGCGAUCCAGCGAUGAAGCAGCUCUUGCAGACAGCCUACAAUUUCAAGAUCACUUUUGAGAAUGGAACAACCAAGCCAGGUAAUUUUAUUGAUCCGGGCCAGGCAAUUGGAACUCGAAUGCUGUACCAACUGCAGGAUUCAGUCGUCUGGGGGGAAUUUAUGUUGGAUCAUGCGAAUCAUGUUGUCCCUGAACAAGUAUUGUCAAAAUUGUCAGCAAUCACUGGAACGGAUCCGAGCCAAAUGUGCGUGAUUCUCUGUGUCGACAGCUUGCAAAAGCUUCCGCAUGAAGCAGGAAGCAAGCGUUCCGAGUUUUAUACGGCGUUUGCGUCGCUGUGUGACCUCGUCAAUGCCUCCAAGUGCUGGCUGAUUGUGAUCUGCGCGGCGACUAUUUACCAGCCAGUGGAUGAAUUUCUGGCCGCUUCGCCACAAUGGAGAGAGAUGCUGCAGACGACAUCAUUGGAGCGCCCGAAGAUCAACGGUAGAGACGUAUUUGAUACAUUCGACUAUGGCAAUGGAGCUUUGACGCAGCUAUUGGUGGAUGACAUGGGCGGGCAUGGCAGAGCAUUGGAAGAAUUGUUCAACGUGAUGCUGCAAAAUGAGGGGCAAGCUUUUGAAUUCAUUCCGGUGAUGCACAAAGUGCUGGCUGCAAUUCGACAAGCGUACCCUGCGAUUGUUGCCCAGAUGCAGAGUAUGAAGCAAGCAUUUCUUGCGGUGAUUUCUCGUCGGAGGGUCGAUGGAAAUUCGCUUUUCGGAAAUCUAACGCUUGAUCAAGUUAUCUCGUGCGGGUUGAUCCGACUCGAUGGAACCCAACUCCAAUGCCCGUUCAUUCUCUAUAUGCUGCUGGAAACGCAUGAUAUUCCAUGGAGCAAACAUGCUACUUACGCACCGGCAGAACGGUUGGAAGACUUGAAACCUUGGCAACUUUGGGAGCAUUUUAACUGCAAGUUCCGAGUGUUGAAAUCGCAAGCUUUCGCCCAGGAGGAGCCUGUGCUGUGGACGGAUAUACAUCAUGGGGCACGGUUUGGCGAUGGAUGCAAUCGACGCGUUAUUGAGCGGCAAUUGACGUAUGCGCUAGCUGACAAGCGGAUGCCAACGAAGACCAAAGGAUUUAAGAAAGGAAGGUGCGCUUGCGGUAAUGAUCAAGGGAAGUGUUUUCUGUAUCAGCCUGCAGACGGGUCUCCAUCCGGAGAUGCAUUUCUGUGUCUGGAAGGUGCGACGAAGGGCUUCUUUCACGAGGUUCAUCAGUGUAAAUGCGUCGAAGGGAAUCUAUCACUGGACGUUUUCGAGCAAGAGCGGUUGAAGGCUGCUGGUCCCGACGACCUAUUCAUCUUAUAUUGCACGAGUCUAGUGACGGCUGACCUAUGUUUGCUGCCGAACUCCGCGUUUGUUGAUGCCACCUGCUGGGAAGCGUACUACGGUCCAUUUGCUGCUCGUGCAUUCUUCAUCAAGUCUGUUCCGUUACCGUGCAUCAACACGAGCUCCGAGGUCCAACUGGAGUUCGUGGAGGGUGUAGGCCCGGCCUACCGUGCCCGAAUCGCGAAGAAGCGUCCAUUUACGAGCUUGGAAGAUGCUUUUGUGAAGACCAAGAUUCCAGUCAAGGUUCUUAGACGAUUCAAAUUCAACACGGAUUCGCGUUAGCCUCAUCUUGGCCAUGGGGUGAUACUUCCUUUCAAGAGAAAACAUAUCUCGUUCUCCGUUCUACGCAUGAAUCGAUCGCACAAAGGUGGUGGUUGAUUCACCGCCUACACCGCCAUUGAACCAUUUUUCGCUUAGCACGUCUUUGCCGUCAGCAUAAUCGUAUUGGACUUCUUAGUAACUCAAUGCAAGAAAAAUUUGGCCUGCGUCACGAAGCAGACCAUUUUGCUGCG
Phytophthora infestans T30-4 is the source of this 2441-nucleotide messenger RNA. Its product is annotated as crinkler (CRN) family protein, putative. The record is from RefSeq and is a predicted model, not a curated record. NCBI's taxonomy places the organism in Eukaryota, Oomycota, Peronosporomycetes, Peronosporales, Peronosporaceae. The coding region runs from base 1 to 2211 and encodes 736 amino acids. The transcript has a single exon.